AUGGUACACCUGCCUAAGGUGUUGGUGACUGUACAGCAGGAAUGCAGCACGUCCAUCUGGCUGACCGUGACCUUCACCAUUGAAAGAUACAUCGCCAUCUCUCAUCCAAUAAAGGGAAAGGUGUUGUGCACUGUUUCGAGAGCCAAGAAAGUGAUCAUGGUAGUGUACUUCCUGUGUUUUGCUCUCACUGCAACCACUCCACACGAGUGGGUGGUGGUUACCAAGCUACGACCAGACACCCUCGAACCCUACCUGGCCCUCGACUUCAGCAGGUUGGGACAGGACUCCCGGUACCGUCACUCCUACUACUGGUUCACGGCAGUCACUUUCAUUCUGCUGCCGCUCUGUCUGCUGGCUGUUUUCAACUUCUUCCUCAUCCAAGCAGUGAGAACGAGUAAGCUACAUAGGAGGAAGAUGACAAUGGUAUCUGAACGUGAUCACUACAGUCACCAGCAGGAGCACAAGAUCACUGUCAUGCUUAUUGCUGUGGUCAUUCUUGCUCUCCUCUGCCAGAUGCCCACUGCUGUCCUUCUGCUGUACAGAGGUCUGGGCAACAUCUUCAACCUUCUCAACGCCAUUAACGCCGCUGCUAACUUUCUCCUCUACUGCGCCUUCUCUGACAAGUACCGCAGAACCUUCUUGCUGACGUUCGUACCGUGUGCGUACCACCAGCAGCCUCAGGCACACUCCUUCGUGGCUUCCGUCACGGUCGGUGGGAGAGGCUCUGACACCGCCUCUAUCAAGUCGGUGUGCCGGAGGGUGUCUAAGUCGUCCACUCCCUCCCCGAUGCCACCCAGGGACCCGACUACACGACUGACGUCAGGGUCGUUCAAAGAAAACGGAGUGGGCUCCUUGGACGCACGGGUGACUCUACAAUAUGGGUACGCCCGCAGCCCACGUCACCACCUAACACUCAGUCCCCCUCCGGAGGCACGCCCACUUAUGAAUGACGCCCACCAUCACCACGCCCACGCCCUCGUUAGUAAACAUUCGCACGUCUCACCCAUCGUGUGCACCAAGCGAGCGGCUCAGGCGUUCGGCAAUAGCUGCAACCCUGCUGCUCUGAGUCCUGACACGAAGGUGAUAGAGGAAUCUAAUCAUCGCCAGAUUCUCCAGGACAAACUACACAACGGCAUGAAGGUCGACCUCGGAUUGAGGAAGUUGCUCCAGGGAGUUGAGGGAACAAUGGCGACAGAGAAAAACACAACACCUACCUCAUCUCUGAGCAGCGUGGACACCAAUCCUCUCGAGUUCAAGUUCAUCGACGACGAGAGCGGCGAGACAAGCCGGUCAUCGCCCACUUCAACCACCAGAGAGGAGGUGGAGGAUAGUGGAGAAGCAGAGACUAAACUCCCCGUCUUUACUUCGCAGGAUGGUGGCGGGUCACACGCACCUGCUUGUUCCAAACUAACUCCACCCAUGUGUUUGGCAGAGUCAAGCAGCUCGACCAUACUUUUGCCUGAUUAAUUAUUCGAAUAAUAAAGCGUAUAGAAAAGGUUAGAUGUGAAACUCUCAAAUACAAAUCACUUCCGUAGUUGUCGAUAAUAAACAGUGUGAAGCUAUCAUAUCUAAAUAUUUUAUUAUAAAUAGAUUGCUUUUUGUCUUUGCAAUAUGACAAUCACAGCUCGCUAUGUUGUCAAUACAUAAUCACGACUCGUCAAAUAAUAUUCUGUACAUCAUCGUAAUAAUACUCGAUCUUAGAAACUCUUCAUAUAUAUUUCAGAACAUGGAACUGAAAGAGGUAAACGUAAUGUGUGAUAAGUUCGUUAGAUUUAAAGCCUGUGGACUACAUAUAACACAUUAAUCCUGCAGUUCGCCUGUACACUUAAUAUAAAAAAUUAUUUUAUUCUUAAAAUGGAGAGUAAAUUAAACUCUCACUGAAGAUGCUUAUCUUUCGGUGUAUAUACCCAAAUACUGAAUGUGAUUUUUUUUCCACAGAGUCAGAGUUUCCUAAAAACUUAUGUAAUUAGCUGCAUUUCAGUCGCUACGCGAUCUGAGAAACCUAUCCUUAUAUACAUUACCUCAGCUCCCUUGGCCUCAACCUGCGGACUCCCAAGAGGCAGGGAAGCUGCAGCAAAGCUCCCAGAAGAGACAAUAGGAGCUAAUAGCUCAAACCACCCAAGCGGUCUAGGAGAUGAACAUCAACACCUAGAAGGCCCUUCCUCCAAGGAAAGGGCUUGGUGAGACACUCACGAUUCUAGGAACUGAACUUGUCUUUCCUCUCCCGGGAUCGAACCUGGUUGCUUCUCAUUUCCCCAGGGGCAGUAUUUUAAAACCACCCCACUAUGAAAGUAAUAUUUAUAUUACCUUAAAAAACACCAGAAAUCUUAGUGCAACACACUGGAGAGGUCUAGCACCUUUAGCUUAACAUCCUCGAAACGCUUCAAGAAUUGUCUCUCGACACCCUUAAGAGAGCCAGCAACUGUAAUAAUCCGAACAGUUUAUAUAAUAUACGUACAUCAGAGUUAAAGGUCUAAGCCCAGAAAGUAGAGAUGUUCUUAACACAAUCAUUUCACGUAUGAGCCACAGGUUGGUAAACCAAACUUGUGACGUAAUUUGGUUAUUUUUACUACUGGAUACAAAGGCAUUUUGUCGACGGUAAUAAAGAGAUGACGGGGACAAAACAAGUUAUUAUUUCGAUAUUUCGUUCUACAUAGAGCGAAACGUUUUCACAGUUGGGAUGGAAAAUUAGGGGCAAUGCAGUUUGAUCCCCCUUCCCUAUCGUGUAGUUUGGUUAAGCAUUGCUAUAUCUAUGUAAAUCUAUAUUUUGCUAUCUUUCACACAAAAAUGGCCGGCAGUGAUAAACUCCCUUGGUCUUGCUGGUACAUAUUGCUUAUUUCCCCGCCAUCCGAGAGAAUUGGAUGACUCUCGCAAACCAAAA
This is a messenger RNA of Cherax quadricarinatus, 2881 nucleotides long. The record is from RefSeq and is a predicted model, not a curated record. Lineage: Eukaryota; Metazoa; Arthropoda; Malacostraca; Decapoda; Parastacidae.